Gadus chalcogrammus (walleye pollock) is the source of this 2700-nucleotide messenger RNA. RefSeq names its product apoptosis regulator Bcl-2-like. The transcript has 3 exons. The record is from RefSeq and is a predicted model, not a curated record. The coding region runs from base 1160 to 1909 and encodes 249 amino acids. Gene Ontology annotation, cellular component: mitochondrial outer membrane. NCBI's taxonomy places the organism in Eukaryota, Metazoa, Chordata, Actinopteri, Gadiformes, Gadidae. Gene Ontology annotation, molecular function: protein heterodimerization activity; protein homodimerization activity. Gene Ontology annotation, biological process: negative regulation of intrinsic apoptotic signaling pathway; extrinsic apoptotic signaling pathway in absence of ligand; intrinsic apoptotic signaling pathway in response to DNA damage.
GAAUGUUGACAGUUGGUGAAGGAAACCCAAUAGGCUACGUCUAUUUCUCUGUUUCCUUUCCUUGUUUUCUUUCAGUGGCAGUCUCCUGCUGUCACUUCCCCAUAUUUUUAAAAGACUCCACUAAAUUCCAGCGAAGGAACUUCCCUUUAUUCUGCAGCAUCUUGUUUCGCCAGGAUCGUCUGCUUCAACCUCUGCAGCCUUUCUCUCUUCCGUCUUUUACAGGACUUGUACCGUCUGAAGGAUCAGUUCGUAUAUGGAAGCUAUGCCUUCAGCGAAAAAAGGCGGAAACAUCUUCGGAUCGAUAUUUCAUGUAUCUAGAUAUCGUUCUGCAGUCGUUGGAUUUGUGUGUGUGCCGCCAAUGCUGAUCAGAGAUACCAAAGUCGCAGACUACUGAUCCUGUAGGGAGCGCAGUAAAGGGGCGUGUCGGCUGUGAAAACGCGAAGUUAAACGCUCAGGUUGGAAUACAAUCGACGCACUACUGGAGACGCCAACUGCGGGUCUAAUGCUAUAGGAUCGUCCCUCUCAGAGACCCUUUGUUUCUUUAUGGAAGAAAUGAAAAGCCUUUCCAAGCGCUCGUCGAGGAAUCUUUUUCAAGGACCCAUUUUCAUUCAAGGCGUUCAGCUAAGUUGCGUUUUUGGAUAAAUUGCCGAUAAUGAAAGUGCCAUUGAUAAUUUGUUACAUAUGUUGUAGAUUGUGGCUGCCGGCCACCAAUUUUCAAUGUGUAUACCUAGUAAAUAAACGAGUUGAUCAUCAUAGGUCUGUUGUACAACUAUUAAUGCGUUAAAUAAGCCUUCCAUUGAUUUGACUUUUUUUAUCUUCUGUGGAAUCCUUUUUUUAACUCGUUAUCGCUGCUGAAGUGAAAGGGAAUAGCCUAAAGUAAUAGGGAAUUACCCCGUGGUAAGGCAAUACAGAGCUUCUUUAUUUUCUAUGUUUCACAAUUAUUGCACAUAUCAAAGGCAUCAAAUUAGUGCGGUAACGCCAUAAGCAUAUGUUGCAUUUAAAUUAAAUACUGAGUUUGGCCCAACAAUAGACUGAGUGUUAGAGCUUGUGUUUAUUUUAUUGGUAAUGUCUGACUGUGCAAAGUAUUGGCUCUGGUGACAGUCGGACGAGAGUCUUUUUUCGUGGAAGUUACCAAACUUGCAACUGUUAGGCCAACGACAUGACCAACACGGCUGAGGUCUACGACAGUCGUGACAUUGUGGAGAGAUUUCUCCACGAAAAACUCGAGGAUAAAGGCAUCACCUGGGAGUUCCACUUACCGAGUCAGCAUAGCGGGAUUACACUUCCAUCAUCUCCUUCAUCCACAACAUCAGCACCAUCAUCGUCACACGCUGGAAGCGUCAACCCACGCAGGAGGGUUUCGGCGUCCUCUAGCGGUGAAGAGGGGGGAUCCCCAGAAGACUCCCCCGUGGCCUGGCGGCCGCAGUACAGGGCCCCGUCCUGGGGCCGGAGGAGCCGGCCCCACCUGCAGGCGGUGCUGCAGCACCGGGGCUCGGAGCUCCGCCGCAUCUAUCAGCAGGACCUGUCCCAGGUGUCGGCUCACCUGCUCCGCCUCUCGGCCGGCGCGGCGAGGGCAAGCCUGCGCGCCAUCAGCGGCGAGCUGUUCGGGAACGGGGUGAACUGGGGCCGCGUGCUGACCAUGCUGGAGUUCGGAGCCACCCUGUGCGUGGACGGGGCCCUGGAGGGGGCCAGCUGGAGCGCUGAUGACGUGGCCGCCUGGUUGGUGGAGAGCCUCGACGGCCCCGUGCUCCGGGACUGGAUCAAAGACAACGGAGGAUGGGAUGCCUUUGUGGAGCAGUACGACCCCGCCAGGCCUCCAGAGGGCUGCUGGUCCGUGAGGAAGGUGGUGGGCCUGGUGGUCCUGGGAGCUGCUGGGAUCACACUAGGGGCCCUCUUCACCCAGAAAUAAGAGAGGCUCCAGUAUGACUGCACUCAAGUUCUCUCUACCCUCUCUGGCUACCUCUCUCUCUCUCUCUACCUCCAUCUCUCUUUCUAUUGUUAUUAUUUAUAUUUCUUUAUUGUAUUUUUCUCUCACUGUCUUUCCAUCUCUCUCUGUUUAGGUGUCUCUCUCCCUCUCUCGUCCUCCCUGUCUCUCUCUCCGUCUAUAUGUACUUCGGCCCCACUCUCUCUGCCUAUCUCUCUCUCUGUCUCUCCCUCUCUCCCUCCUCUCUCUGCAUUAAAGCAGCCUCGCCCAUCCCUGACAGAGGGGAGGGUGGAGGAGGAGGAGAGGCGCACGGUGAGCCUGGGAGAUGAACCCUGUGUAGACCGUGCAGCUGCUCACCCUUAUCCCACUGAAUAAACCCUGGGGCUCAUUAAGAGCUCACUGCAGCGCAGCGCUCCAGUGGGAAACACAUUGGAGACGUUGGUUUACUGCAGAGAAUAAACUCAAGGAAACCGUGAAUGUUCACACUUCAAGAACCCUCCUCCGGUCUUCCCUGCACUCGACCGACUGCAUGGAUCUGGUUGCUAAUUAUUUUGUGUCUUGUCCUUUUUAUGGAUUAGUUUCAGAUCAGUUUACAAUCAAGGGACCACGAACACGUGCUGUUUCAUCGUCUUUUGUAUUUUAUGGUACUGUCAUGUUUUUUUUGUUUCUCAAGAAACAUUUGUUGAACUUUCACCGUCUGUUUGUCUCUCAAGCGAUUGCACUGCCUCCAUGGAUUCUGAAUGUUGCUCCUGAGUGAUGUAGCCUACUCUUUAUAA